AAAGUGGGAACAAUUUAACAAAAUAAUCAAUAACCCUCCUUUGUUCUUUCUAUAACUAGUCUUUUGUAGAUACAAGCUAGCUAGCUAGCUAGCUAGCUAGGUGCCUACAAUUUGAAGGGCAACGACCCUAAUGGAGCAAGAAUUGGAAGUAGAUGUCAAAAUAAUAUCAAUGGAAACCGUAAAACCAUCUCUUCCACCACCAUCUAAUCCCAAAACUCAUAUACUUUCUGUCCUGGACCAAAUCACCCCUAUCUUCCACUUCCCUUUGCUUCUUUACUACUCUGCCGGUGUCCCAAAUCAACACGGUGGAGUUGAUAUAAGUGGCCUUAAAACAUCCCUAAGCCAAACACUUGACCAAUUCCACCCUCUUGCAGGUCGAUUCCUUGAUGAAUCUACCAUUUCUUGCAACCACCAAGGCAUACCCUUUAUUGAAACCAAAGUCAAUUCCCGUCUCUUGGAUGUCAUGAUCUCACCUCAUAAAAUGAAGUUGCUUACCAAGUUUCUCCCUUGUCAAGAGUUUAAAACUCGACCAAUCUCCGAACUAACCCCUUUGGUAUUUCAAAUCAAUGUUUUCCUAUGUGGUGGGGUGGUAAUUGGCUGCUAUGUGCUCCAUAAACUCCUUGAUGCAAUCUCUCUUGGAACCUUCUUUAAAUAUUGGUCAUCCCUUACUAAUACGCGGUUUAACAACCUAGUCAAACCUGAUUUUGAAGCCAUCAUCAAGGCUUUCCCUCCGCUUCCCAAAGAAAAACAUAUUGUUAUUCCUCAUGAUGAAGUUUUUAAGGAUACCCCACCUACACAACCAAAUAAUCUCAACACAAUGUCUGUGAUUAAGAGCUAUGUAUUCGACGAUGUUUCAUUAAGCAAGCUGAAAGCGAGAGCUACUAGUGAGUUGGUCCCUAAACCCACAAGAUUUGAGGCCGUGACAGGGUUUAUUUGGGAACAGAUAUUGCGUAAUUCCGGAGUUGAAGUCGAACAUACAUCGCUUACAAUGGUUGUGAAUAUCCGGCAGAGGGUGAGUCCGCCACUACCAAGGGGGUCCAUGGGUAACUUGCUUAGAAAUGCAAGAGCACAGGCUCACACCAGCAGCGGCCUUCAAGACCUUGUUAAAGAAAUUCAUUUAGCAUUGUCGAGAACAAACCAGCAAAUUACAACAACUACUUCAGCAGAAGUUAUUUGGUCUGAGCGGAAAGCUGACUAUGAAGCUCCACUAAAGCAUCAACAAGGAUACUACUGCUUGAGCAGUUGGUGCAAGGUUGGGUUGGAUGAGGUUGACUUCGGGUUUGGAAAGCCGGUUUGGAUAGUUCCCACUGACGGGAGACCACCUCCGAUCAGGAAUUCGAUCUGCCUUACUGAUUAUAGGCAUCCCCAAACAGGUGUGGAAGGAAUUGAAGCAUGGGUUAUGCUGGAACAGAGAGAAAUACAAUGUUUACAGUCCAACCCAGUUUUUCUUGCUUUUGCUACUCCUAAUUAGAGAACUCCCACACCUCUCUUAGCUAGUUAGCUUCUUCUAAUGUUUUUAAAUUAUUUCUUGGUAUAAGGUUAAAACAUAAGCAUGUUUGUUUCUACUGUAUCGACUUUCUGUUUUUUAAUAUAAAAUGUUUCUCAAGGGGAUUUGGUUUAAAAGUUUAUCUCUACCUAGUUAUA
Messenger RNA from Spinacia oleracea (spinach), 1644 nucleotides. RefSeq names its product stemmadenine O-acetyltransferase-like. The record is from RefSeq and is a predicted model, not a curated record. Lineage: Eukaryota; Viridiplantae; Streptophyta; Magnoliopsida; Caryophyllales; Amaranthaceae. The coding region runs from base 131 to 1471 and encodes 446 amino acids. The transcript has a single exon.